Molecule: messenger RNA, 4646 nt
Organism: Heterotrigona itama
Lineage: Eukaryota; Metazoa; Arthropoda; Insecta; Hymenoptera; Apidae
Source: the annotation of a GenBank genome assembly
CUGCGAAGAUGUAAUGAAGUUUGGAAGUCAGUUUCGUGAAGAGGAGGGAAUGUUAGAAUGAACUAAGUUGUUGCCAAAAAGUGAUAUAUUUCUAUGAGAAGUGGUAAAGUUCAGUAGAAUUACAAGAGAAGUUUAUUAUACGUUGUAUGUGCUAAAUUUAAAGAAAAAUAAGAGUCUUAUCUUGUAAAUAUAAUUCAUAAAUAUACAUUUAUUGACAUAUUUAAAUGUACAAAGAAGCAAUAAUGGAGAAAGAAGUAAUCAAAAAUUUACGUGCUUGUCUCAUAUCUUCAAAAGGUGGUGUCAAAGUGGAUGAUUUAAAUAGAGAUUAUAAAAUGCUCAUUGAUGAAAAUAUACCAUUUCGAAAAUUAGGAUAUCAGUCUUUGAUUGCCUUCUUACGUACUGUAUCUAGUAUUAGAAUUAUUGAGAAAGGAAAUGAUUAUUUUGUGGAGGCUAUACCUAGUGAAGAAUCUGCACAUAUUACAAAGUUAAUUGCACGUCAAAAAACAACAACUAAAAAAUUUAAUAAAUUAAUAAAUACUCGAAAACCAACACCAUUUCGUCAGCCUGUAACGAAAAAGAAUAUUGGCAAUAUAAGAAGUGGUAAUAAUCUACAUUCACAAAUGAGUGGAAGACAAAAUACGUUUUUUCCUACAACAUCAACAAAAAUUACUAUCCAUCAAAAUAGUGAUAAACCCAGAUACAUACAUUCUAAUUUUGGAGUACCACCAAACUCUCCAAGUAAAAGACUGAAAGAUAAACAAAUGAAUUCUGUUUUAUCAGCAAACCAAAGUAUUAAUAAAUCUAAGGAUGAGACACAAAUAAAGAACAAUCUAAAGGCAGUAAAGCCUGUGAUAAGUCAAAAACCAAAGACUGUUAAUAUCAAUGUGGAAAUGCUUCCUAAAAAAGUUUCAAGUCUAAGUGACAAACUUAAAGAAACUCGUAAUAUACCUUCAUUGCUGGAUAUACCCAUUUUUAGUUUUACACCUUCUCAUCAAUCUGAAGUAUUGUCACCUCUUUCACCUGGUCAAGUUUUAGCAGAUAGUAACAUGAAAUUUCAACAAUCACCAAUAAAAACUAUACCAUUAGGUAAUAGGAAAAUUGUGCCAAAAUUACAACUUGCUGAUCCAAGGGAAGAAUUGAAAAGAAGGGCUAAAACGCUAAAUCUUCUAGAACCUGUGUAUCAAAUUUGUCCCACAACAAUUAAAAAUACUAAAGAACCAGCUAUAUUUGCACAAGUCAAGAUUGGUCCUCAUGGCUACUCAAGUUAUCCAGAAGAAGCACAUACUGAAGAUGAGGCACAAAAAAUUGCAGCAAAAUUUGCCUUGCUCGAUCUUACUGAGAAAUAUGGCUCGUCUUCUUGCUUCAAUGAAACUAAAGACAAAAAUAUAAUAAAAGAACGAGUUUUGUCCAUAAUAGAUGCCCAUCCAAAUGGUAUCUUCAUGCAUCAGGUACCUAUAUACUAUAAACAACAGUACGAGGAAAUUUUACCUGGAAAUUGGGAAAGAACUAUUGAGACGAGUCCAGCAGUUGUUCUAGAAAAGGGCGUUGAUAAUUCAAUAAUUCUACGUCGAUUUAUUUCGUAUAAUGAAAAGAUGCGAACUCCAACAUCACUAAAAACAGAUAAAAUACAACUAAAGCCAAUUGGCCCUGUUGCACCUGGACAAUUAGAAUUUCCAGAAGAAGAGUUUUGGAUUGUGUCUGUCACAUGUGUUAUAAGUACUGUUGAAAUAUGGGCAAGAAUUAUAGGAGACGCAUACAGUGAACAAUUUGAUAUUAUGACUACCAAAAUGAGUCAACAUUACAAUAAAAUUCAAUCCGGAAAAGCACCACAUAUUGAAACUGGAAAUUAUUAUGUUGUGUUUGAAGAUGAAUCAUGGCAUAGAGUUCGUUGUAUAGAUUUUAAUAUCAAAAAUGGAAUGGUUACGGUUUCAUUUAUUGAUCAUGGUGAUGAGGAUACUUUCCAUUUUAGUAGAUUGCAAAUAUUGGAUAAAAAAUUUUGUGCACUUCCGGCUCAAGCGAUAAGGCUGUGUCUUUCUGGUUUGGAAGAUUUCAAUGACUGUGAUAGCAUUACGAGCGAAAUUGAAAAACUUUUGCUUGAUCGUGCAUUAUAUGUUGAAAUACGAAAUCGCAAAAAAGAUCAAAAUGGAUCCUCUGCAACAGUUGUAUUUUAUGAUACGCAUGGACCAGAUGAUAUUAAUAUAAAUUUAGAAUUGUUUAAACAAAUUUCACAAAGUAUAUUAACUGCUCCUAAAUUAGAUGUGGAGGGGCAAGUAUCAGAGGUACUUAUUUCUCAUAUAGAACAAAAUGGUGAUGUCUAUGUACAAGUGCAGUCUGAAAGUAUAAAACUUUUGGUUAAUUUAUUAAAUCGAUUAGUAUGUACUGGAUUAAAUACGGAAGAUUUAGAAAAUUGCAUCGUAACGACAGUUGAUCCUAGUAAAACAUAUUUUGUAUCGGUAAAUAAUAAUUGGUACAGGGGAAAAAUUGUAAAUGAUAGUUUGCAUAAUCAAUUAAGAGCAUUUUUAAUUGAUUUUGGUAAAACUGUUACUAUAACGAAAAGCAAUCUCCUUUCUUUGGAAACAUUAUCUCAAAUAUUAGCGAAUUAUCCUGCUCAGGCAUUGAAGGUACAUCUUCAUAACAUUGAUAAGUCAAUGUUUAAUGGAAAGAUGGUUGCAAAACUUGCAGAGCUAGCACCAAAAAAUGAAUCACUUCUUAUAAAAGUUGUAUCAAUUGAAAGUAAGACGCCAAUCGUGGAAUUAUUUAAAAGAAUUCAACCAAGCAACAUGCUUGUUUCUAUCAAUAAUACUUUGGCUCUUGAAGAGGAACUUACAAAAACACAUGGGGAUGGUAAUAAUAACAUAAAACCAAGAAAACCAAGAGUCGAACGUAUGAAUUCUAAAUUUCCAGGAAAUGAAAGUGAUGAUGUAAAAUCUUUAAAACCACCGAAAAUUUCGGAUAUUGGUGAAUAUUUUGAUGUUCAUGUAACAAUGGCUGCCCAUCCCGGAAAUUUUACUAUUCAACCAUUUAAUGAUAAAAGUUCGUUAGAGUCAAUGAUGAUUCUAUUACAAAAAGCUUGUCAAGCAUAUAAAGGUCCAAUUCCGACUGCAGAAUCAGUAAAAGAAGGCAAACUUUAUGCGGCACAACAUAUUGACAGUCAUUGGUAUAGGUAUAAAUAAAAAGGUAUGCAUUUCAAGUAUGAUUAAAGAAAAUAUGGUUAGUGUUUACUUUUGCGAUUUCGGAGAUGUAUCAGUACUGCCAUUAAAUAAAUUACAACCUUUGAAAAGUGAAUUCUUAGAACUACCAUAUCAAGCUAUUAAAGCAAGACUUGUUGGCAUACGACCGAUUAACGUCGACUGGUCUGUUGAAGAUAGUUUAAGGUUUCAAGAAUUGGUUGUGGAUAAAAAUUUUGUGUCAAUAGUUGUUGAAUCUAAACCUGAUGGAUUUUCUCCGGCUGAUACUGUAUUGGGUUUAAAAUUGAUAGAUGUUAAUACAGCUGAAGAUAUUUACAUUGAUCGACUAUUAGUAGAGGAAGGUCGAGCUACAUUCAUUGAUUAAAGUAAUAUAUAUAAUACAUAUUUGGAUACGGUUGAUGAAAAAACUAAGAUUAUCAUAGCAAAACUAUUGAUUCAGUUUUCGAAUUUCGGUAUGAAAAAUAUGUACCUACAGAUAAUUGUUUCCUACUUAUGUACAAAACGAACUUUGUACAGUUUUACUGUUUUAUGCUCGAGAACUUAGCUGUUUGUAUAUAAAAAUCAUAUUUCUAUUUAAUAGUAUUUGCAAAUAUUAGACAUCGAUAAUUGUUCGAAAAUAAUGGAAACUAUAUGAAUGCAUACACAUAUACAUACACAAAUAUGUACAUGUGUAUACAUAUUAUUUAUGUCUAUAUUUACAAUUAUAUUCCUUAAAAGUUACAGUUUUUUAUUUUUUCAACAAAAUAAUUUAUUGAUUUAUUAAAAAUUAUGUAUAUAUUCUUACUCACGAGUAUAAGAUUAUAUAUAUAAUUUAAGAAUAAUUUCUUUAUAUGUUGCAAAGAGUAAUUGCGCACAUAUAUUUUUUCAUAUAUUUUAGUUAGAUAUUCUAUUUUUUUAAAAUUUUUUCUAUUUUAAAGCUUUUUAUUUAAUUUUCAUCCUAUAUUAACAAACAGUAUAAUUACAUAAAACCUGGCUGUGUCAUAUGAAAGACAUCAAAAAUAUUUUGGCAAGAAUUAACAGCAUUCCAUUUUUGAAUUUUAAUACAUCGGUGAACUUCUUUUCCUUUACUUACUUUAUAUAAUUUGUGUACAGAUAUUAAAAUGAUAACAUACUAUCUUCGAGUAAUAAUAAGUUGUUUGUGUUUUAUAUGUGAUAUAUAUUUUGUAGUUUUAUAUUACUUGUUUUCCUACUUAUAACAUGCUUUCAGUUUUAUUAUUGACUUGUUAAAAUAAUCUAAUAAUAAUUUAAAAAUGUUUGAAUAUAUUUUAUAUAUUUAGUCGUUUUUGGUUAACACAAGAAAUGUAACAUUUAUUCCAUAUAGUUUAUACUGUGAAUUUAUUUUAUCGUAGAUAAUAUUUUCUUUACUUCAGUAUUCAAUUAGAUUAAGCACAUAUGUAAUAUGCUGGUAAAACAUGAUAUUAUAUAUUUAUAUACAUACAUGCAUGCAUACAUACAUAC